Molecule: messenger RNA, 4127 nt
Organism: Manis javanica (Malayan pangolin)
Lineage: Eukaryota; Metazoa; Chordata; Mammalia; Pholidota; Manidae
Source: RefSeq, a predicted model, not a curated record
CNGGGUGCAGACUCAAAGUCAGAAGCCAGUGGCAUGAAGGGAUGAAGGUGAAUAAGAGUGCAGAGAGGGAUACCCACCAUGGAGACAGGGGUCCUUUCCCGGCACAGCAGGGACUGGAGGCUUCUUUGAGAGGCCGCAGACUGGGGUCAUGGAGGCUGGGCAGAGCUCAGUGACCAGCUGGAUACCAAACAGGAAGAUGCUGGCCUCGUGGCAGUCCUUUGAGAACACCCAUCAGACACAUCUGAGGCAGUGGACAGGAGGAGCGCUCGUGGAAGCCAAGCGACCCCAGUUGAAGGCCUGGCAGCUGGGCCCCUGCCCCAUCUCCUGGCUAUGAAACCUGUCAAGUGGCAGGCCUGAACUCACAGUUUUCUGCCAGCUGCUUAAGCACAAGUAGACCACAAAACAGCCCCGACCUUGGGAAGACCCCAGUGGGGGAGACCAAGGGAAACACGAGGAGCUGGGGGAGCAGAGACAGAGCAGCCCCAGGGGCUCAGCAGCAGCAGGGCAAGAGCGCGGGCCAGGGCAGAGCUGGAGGCCGCAGCGACACUCUGAGCCGGCCUCAGAGAAAAUUUCAAAGACCAGAAGAUAGAAUCGAGAGAUUCCUCCCAAAAAGUGUAACAAAACAUGAGACAGGAAACAGAGACCAGAAUUCUAAGAGCAUUCCAGUAGCCUCAGAAAGAGGGCAAAAAAAAAAAAACAAAACAGGUGGGAGGAAAUUAACAAAAUGUCUCACAACCGAAGGAGAGGUCCUCAGCCUGAGGUCCUCGGCCUGAGCGUCCACUGUGUAUCCGGGAAGGGCCUGCUGUGAAUGAAGAGGCUCCGUGGAGGCACGUCCUGUGCUUCAGCUGUUGAGAAGAGCGUGCCCAGGUGGCUGGUAAGGUCCAGAGCGAGGUUAGAGGGACACCAGGCCCCGCUUUGAGCAGUCUCGGGUCCUUAGGGAAGAUUUCGGUGUGCCUGCCACUCUGACAAUGCGAGAGCGAUAUCAGGGCAUUCGAAGAUGAAGCCAUGAGAACGGGGUCAUCACCGAGCCUUUCCCAGGAAACGACCUGGAGAAAUUUCUCUACGGGCUUCAGGAAACAAGUCUUUAAGCACAGGUGUGCAGGGGAGGUCUCAGGGCGGAACGGGUGUGGUCCCCAGCAGUGGCCGGUGCAGCCGAGUCCUUGAGAAGGCCAGGGGUAGUCCAGGGCCAGUGGGAAAAGCUGGCCAGGGCCCUGGAGGUAUGAGUCAGAAGGGAGGUGGGGGCACCAGGAGAAGCCACGUAAGCCUGGAAGGGCAUGUAAUGGGCCAGUGGGUGGCCAGUGACUUGGAGGUGAGGGGGCUGAGGUGUCAGUCCUUAGCCCCCACACAGGGUCAGGCAGAAGCCGUGGAGCUGGGGAGCAGGUGCAACUCAGGGCCCAGGGUAGGAGAGAAUUCCGCUGGUGGGGUGAAACUAGGGCCACAGAGGGGCCAGGCCUGACCACUCAGCCCAGAGGCUCAAGCCCAUGGCACAGGACUAUGAACUGAGGGGCCUUCAGGACAUGGUAUUUGGUAUGAUGCAGGAGAAGCCAUCCCCAGAGACAUCCAAGUAGGAGCAGGCACUGCCUCCAGAGCUGGGGGGUGGGCCAGCAGUGGCCACCUCCUGUGAGGGUCUUCCCCCCACUGUGAGGAGCCAUAGAGCCCUCUGCCCAGGGAAGGGGUGGUGCCUGACAUAGUGGUGGCUCUGGGGAUACUUUCUUGGAUGAUUUUCUGCCUAUUCCAUAAUUCAUGCCAUGGUGAUAGAGGAAAAAGUCUUGUCGUUUUCAUAACAAAGCUCUUAAGGAGAAGGAGAGUGAGGCCCUGGGAAGGUCCGGGACACAGGCCCCCUCCCAACCCCACUCUGGGGCCCUGGGGGGGCCUCCAUCUUGGUUUAUUCUGGUCGCAGGAUUUCUGGAGGUUCAUAUUCCGGAAGCACCUGCCUUCAGCCUCCCUCUGUCAGGUGGACUUCGCUGUCCUGGGCCUCGGGGACUCCUCUUAUGUCAAGUUCAAUUUCGUGGCCAAGAAGCUACACCGACGGCUGCUGCAGCUUGGGGGCAGCGCCCUCCUGCCUGUGUGCCUCGGUGAUGACCAGCAUGAGCUAGGGCCGGAUGCCGCCAUUGACCCCUGGCUGCGUGACCUGUGGGAGAAGGUGCUGGGGCUGUACCCUGUGCCCCUCGACCUUGGCACAAUUCCCCCCGGAGUCCCUUUGCCCUCCAGGUUUGCCCUGCAGUUCCUUCCAGAGGCCCCCAGGAAGUGCCCUGAGGAGCAGCAAUCAGCUGGGACAGACCCUCAGGGCCCCCCUUCAGAACUGCUGCCCUUCUUGGCACCCAUGGUGACCAACCAGAGGAUCACUGGCCCCUCUCACUUUCAGGAUGUUCGACUCAUCGAGUUUGACAUCACAGGCUCUGGGAUGAGCUUUGUAGCUGGUGACGUGGUGCUGAUCCAGCCCGAGAACUCGGCCGGCCACGUCCAGCAGUUCUGCCAGGCACUGGGCCUGGACCCAGAUCAGUGCUUCACACUGCUGCCGCAGGAGCUAGGUGUGACCUGCCCUGAGCGGCUGCCCCAGCCCUGCUCUGUGCAGCACCUCGUGUCCAGGUAUUUGGACAUCGCCAGGGUGCCCCGCCGCUCCUUCUUUGAGCUCCUGGCCUGUCUCUCCCCCCACGAGCUGGAGCGGGAGAAGCUGCUGGAAUUCAGUUCUGCCGAAGGCCAGGAGGCACUGCAUGACUACUGCAACCGGCCCCGCAGGACGGUCCUGGAGGUGCUGUGCGACUUCCCACACACAGCUAGAGCCAUCCCUGCAGACUACCUGUUGGACCUCAUCCCCCCGAUCCGGCCACGGGCCUUCUCCAUCGCAUCCUCUCUGCUGGCUCAUCCCUCGAGACUGCAGAUCCUCGUGGCUGUGGUACAGUACCAGACACGCCUCAAGGAGCCACGCAGGGGCCUCUGCUCCUCCUGGCUGGCAUCUCUGGACCCUGGGCAAGGACCUGUCCGGGUGCCCCUGUGGGUACGGCCUGGGGGCCUGACCUUCCCAGAGACACAGGACACACCCGUGAUCAUGGUGGGACCUGGCACUGGCGUGGCCCCCUUCAGAGCUGCUGUCCAGGAGCGAGUGGCCCAGGGUCAGACCAGGAAUGUUCUGUUCUUCGGCUGCCGCCAACGGGACCAGGACUUCUACUGGGAGGCUGAGUGGAAGGAGCUGGAGGAGAGGGGCUGCCUGACUCUCCUCACGGCCUUCUCCCGGGAGCAGGAGCAGAAGGUGUAUGUGCAGCACCGGCUCCAGGAGCUUGGGCCACUGGUGUGGGAGCUGCUGGACCGCCAGGGUGCCCACUUCUACCUGGCAGGCAAUGCCCAGCGCAUGCCAGCAGAUGUGUCAGACGCUCUGGUGUCCAUCUUCCAGGAGGAGGGUGGGCUUUCCAGCUCUGAUGCAGCCGCCCUCCUUGCCCGGCUCCAGCAGGCUCUGCGUUUCCAGACUGAGACGUGGGCCUGAGGACCCGUCCUGCCAGCCGGUCACUCUGACCACUGCCCUCCAAGGGGCCGAUGCCCCUUCCUCCCCUCCCUGUCUCACCCCAGGCAGGAGGAUGGCCAGCUGCCCUGCAGAGCUGCAUUCCAGUUGCAGCAGCCCACGCUCAGUGCUGACGAUGCCCAUCCACCACCCCACCCCACCCACAACCAGGCUUCCGCUUCUGCUGGCCUUUCCCUGCUGGCCCUGACUUGGGUCUUAGUCAGGGUGGUGACCUGGGCUGCCCCACCCUGUGCAGGCACGGUGACCCAGGAAGGCACUGGCAGCCUGAUGGGAUUCAGCGGCCCUCAGCGGCCCCUAGAGUUUCCAAACAGUUUAAACACUUGGGUAGACGGGGCCUGGUAGCUCUUCAAGGUGGUGCAGAGCCCCUGGGAGGGCCAAAUGCCUGUUUCUCUGCCCUGGGGGAUGUCAGGUGCACAGUCACCCUCUGCCACAUCUCUGUGCCAUGCUUCUAGUGCCCGCUGGCAUCUUAGGGCACCACCGGGCCCAGGCCAGGGCUAAAAUGCAGCGAGGACCCUGCAGAGCAGGAGACCCAGCCUCACACACCUUUCUCACAUGUGUCCAGGAAGCCUUAGCAAUAAAUUACGGGGCCUAGGUGGCUGCUUUGCCUGCU